UGUUCGUCCAGACGGCUAUGGACGGAAGCUGAUUUCCAACAGGAACUUUGCAUUGAGGCAACGAACAUUCGAAUUUAUGCCAUCAUGUCGUUCAGUUGCUCCGUGUUGGAUAUAAUAUCCAACGUGAUGAUGACGUUACAUUUUCAAGGAAUCAACCGUGAGUUUAAUUGCCAUGCUUAUAAUGCCACGGUUGGAGUUUCCGCCUUCACGGUCAUCUCAUGCGCAAUGUUUGUGUUCAAUCUGAUGGACGACAUCAGCACUAUUGCCAGCGGGUCAGAAACGGUAUGGCUCAGUCGCUUGUCGAAAGCUACGAGUUUGAUCACCCAGGAACUGCCGAUCGCUAUUUGCUUAUUAAUAAUCAUCUUGUGUGAACCCACCAGCGCCGAGUUCGCUGCCCCCACCCUAUUGGUUUUGCUUAUUAAACUGGUAUCUCUCAUUUCCGGAACAGUGAAGAUGAUCAAACUGAAGUUUUUCUUCUACUUUUUGCCGUGCAACCAGCAAACUUCAUCUUCGCCGUCGUCAAAGUCAUACGAGUUCUUAACCACCAGCCAUUGUUCAAUAAAUAAUUCUUGUUUGAAUGCCCUGAUGGUUUUUGUCAGCCUGUGUCAGCUCUCUGCCAUUUGUCUGGUGAUCAUUAAUAUAUGCAUUUGCUCUAAUAUUUAG
This is a messenger RNA of Soboliphyme baturini, 663 nucleotides long. Lineage: Eukaryota; Metazoa; Nematoda; Enoplea; Dioctophymatida; Soboliphymatidae. The record is from the annotation of a GenBank genome assembly.